Daphnia pulicaria is the source of this 882-nucleotide messenger RNA. RefSeq lists its product as uncharacterized. The transcript has 3 exons. Lineage: Eukaryota; Metazoa; Arthropoda; Branchiopoda; Diplostraca; Daphniidae. The record is from RefSeq and is a predicted model, not a curated record. The coding region runs from base 166 to 546 and encodes 126 amino acids.
AAUUGGUCGUCCUCCGGCCGCUUUAGACACUACGCAGCAGCUGCCGUCGCGUUGUAUAAAUAGUCUUUGGUCGCAGACGAAGACUUACCAUUUCUCACUCGGCUACCACUGUACACAUUUGUCGCGGAAUCGACCGUUGUUCUGCAGGGGAAAAUUGGAUUCAACAUGAAAACGUUUGUGAUUGUAGCGCUGCUCGUCACCUUGGUGAUGGUCGGUGCGCUGGCCAAUCCUGUGGCACCUGUGGCUGCCGACGAGGAGGCUGAUAAUGACGGACACGAUCUUGAAACGGCCGAAUCAUUGUUGGAAAUUAUUGAAAAGAAAAUCGCCAAACUCAUCAAGAAAUGUGUGAAGCAUGGAGGCUGCCAAUCUUUUUACAGCCAACCUUAUUACAGCCACUCAUCAGAUUAUGGUUACGGAUCCAGCAGCUACGGAUCGAGUCAUGGUAGUGGCUAUGAACCUAGUUAUAGUGGUUAUGCACCUAGUUACGGUGGUUAUGCAUCCAGUUACGGAGGUGGCUACGGAGGUGGUGCGGGAUACGGAUAUUAACAUGAAUGUUGUUGUUAGCGGUCGUUCUUUUAAUUCGUGUUUUAAUUGGAAUUGAGCCUUAUUUAUUUCCCGCCAGUUUUUGAAACCCAGGAAUAUUUCUAAAUUAUUUGCUGAAAUUUUAUUUUAUCUUAAAUUGGACAUUCCGCAAUAGGAAUUUAUUGUGUGCAUCUAUUUAUUAUUUUUUAAAUUCUAGAUGAGAGGAUUUUUUAAAUUUGUAAACUAUUUUGUUUUGUUUCCCCCAGAGUAAAUGCAACACUGUGUAUCAGCAAAUGUGUUUGACUUGUUGCGUUUGUAGUUCUGGAAAAAUAUCGAAGAAUAAAUCGAGUUUCGAAUUUG